Messenger RNA from Spea bombifrons (plains spadefoot toad), 3973 nucleotides. RefSeq names its product phosphatidylinositol glycan anchor biosynthesis class O (gene PIGO). Lineage: Eukaryota; Metazoa; Chordata; Amphibia; Anura; Pelobatidae. The transcript is spliced from 11 exons. Gene Ontology annotation, cellular component: endoplasmic reticulum membrane. The record is from RefSeq and is a predicted model, not a curated record. The coding region runs from base 78 to 3320 and encodes 1080 amino acids. Gene Ontology annotation, molecular function: mannose-ethanolamine phosphotransferase activity. Gene Ontology annotation, biological process: GPI anchor biosynthetic process.
CUCUUCCGGGUUUUUCUGACCUCGGCUCAAUGUGAGGAGGACUCUGGCUGCUUCGGGCGCCGGGUGGAUCUUGCGGGAUGAAGAGAGCUCCGGUGGUCCUCUUUUUAGGCUGGCUCUCGCUCCUUUUCUGUUUAAGCAUCUGGCUUUUCACGAGUGGAUUCCUUCUUAUGAGAAUUGAGCUCAACAACCAGAGCUCGUGCUCCGAACGCCCUUCUUCAGGGUCCCGGCAAGGCGACUGCUGGCUCCCACGCAAGUUCCAGAAGGCAGUGGUUGUCAUCGUAGACGCUUUGAAGUACGACUUUGCCAAAUAUGACCCAAGAAACGCCAGCCCCAAGUCGUUUCAAAACAAGAUGGCGGUUAUACAUCAGCUCACUCAAUCCCAGCCUAAACAUGCCAGAUUAUACCCUUUCCGGGCCGACCCUCCCACCACAACCAUGCAGAGGAUUAAGGGUCUGACCACUGGGUCUCUGCCAACGUUUGUUGAUGUGGGCAGCAACUUUGCCAGUUAUGCCAUUCAGGAGGACAACCUGAUCCAUCAACUGGUGCAGAAUGGAAGGAGAGUUGUCUUUAUGGGGGAUGACACGUGGGAUGGCUUAUUUCCCAAAAAAUUCCACAAAUCCUAUUUUUUCCCUUCCUUCAACGUCAAGGACCUCCAUACAGUGGAUGAUGGGAUCCUGAGGCACCUCUACCCAACUGUGGAUGGAGGAGACUGGGAUGUCCUGAUAGCCCAUUUCCUCGGCGUCGAUCACUGUGGUCAUAAGCAUGGACCGGACCACCCAGAGACCGCUAAAAAACUAACACAGAUGAACCAGAUGAUAAGCUCUCUGAUAGAGCACCUGGAUGAGAAGACACUGCUGGUGGUGGCUGGAGAUCACGGGAUGACCGACACUGGAGACCACGGAGGAGACAGCGAAAAGGAGGUCACGGCCGCUCUGUUCCUGUACAGCAAAGCACCGCUGUUUGACAGCAACCUGGAAACGGACCCGGAACCCGUCCCUCAGGUGAACCUGGUUCCAAGUCUGUCUCUCCUGCUGGGAGUUCCCAUCCCGUACAGUAACCUGGGAGCCGUCAUGGAAGAUCUGUUCUCCUCGGUCCGCGCCAAGGCAGCCGCGUAUCAGAUCAAUGCAUGGCAGGUUGACCGCUUCUUGCAUUCGUACUCUUUGGCUGCCGCGGAUCUGCCCCCCGAGAAGCUGAGACGUUUGAGGGACGUAUUCUCCUCGGUCACAGCGGAGUACGACGACGUGAUGUCCGAGUGGAGCCAGAACUUGGUCACCGAGUUAGAGCUUGAAGGCCGUCUCCAGAAGCUGGUUCCCAGACUGCAGUCCUACCUCCUGGAGGCCAGAUCCAUGUGCAUGGAGUCCUGGGCCCGCUUCCACCCUGGGCAUAUGCUGGCCGGCUGCCUCGUUCUCUGCCUGUGCUGCCUCGUAUGUUACCUGGUGGCAGAGACCGGCACGGCCUUCAGUUUCUCAUACAAGUAUCUGCUGGCUUUCCCUGUAAUGUGGUCUCUGGGUGCAGCCGCUUUGCUCGGGGUAUGCGCAUGGGCCUCGGUGGUUGAAUUGGAUCCUGUCUCCUUCUGCGGUUUGGUCUCGUUUGCCUCUCAGCUGAGCUUCUUCUACUAUUUCAGGAAGCAGAGAUUCGCGAAAGCCAAGCCACGUUCACCGGCCGCUUUUCCUCUGCUUUCCGUCACUUGCGUAAUUCUUUUCUUUCGAUGUUGCUCUCUGUUUUCGGACAGCUUUGUAGUGGCCGAGGGGCACGUGGCUCCCUUCCUUUUGACUUCGUUACUAACGGUGACAGUAGUCACGGUUCACUGGGAUGGCAGAUUAACUCUACCCACCUUCACCCCGUUUGGGAGCGAGUCUCUGAAACCUUCCCUCAGUCCGAACUACAAGAAGGACGGUCCGCGUCUCUUGGGGCUGCUGGCGGCCUUGACGUUCUGCGUCCGCCUCUCGGCGAUCUUUCAUAACUGCCGCGAGGAAACCCCGGACUGCCAGCCCUCCCCGUUUUUGUCACCGCUAUCCAGCGUGCAGGACCCCCAGACGAAGAAUCUCUCCUACCUGGUGUGUGUGCUGUGCCUGGGCGCUAUCGUCUAUCUGGUUAGAAAGUGGAUGCAGCAUUAUGGAAACCUCAACAGCCCCUCGCCGCUCGUGCUGUAUGUACGUUGGGGGCUUCCUUUGGUGGCUUUGGCCAUCUCUUGCUAUUGGGCUCUGGGCUCGGGGGCCGAGGAUAGUUUUGCCAGGCUGCGUGAGCUCACCCAGCUGGCCCUCGUGGCCUUUCCUAGAGCCAUAUACUGCUUGGCAGGGCUGGGUCUCCUGCUCGUAUUAUGCAGCCCCGUGAUGGUGUUCAUGAAGAGGAGCCGGGACUAUGAGGCCGAUAACACGGUAACUACCUACCGAGGGGCACCGGCCUCGCAGGCCGAGUUACUCCACGUUAUCCCUCAGAUUUACAGGAAGAUGCAGCGGACGCUGAAGAGCCGCUUACAGCGGGAGCCAGAAGAGGAAGGGAAGAAGCCGGCCGCCGUGGAGGCCUACGGUCUGGGCAGUGUGUAUUCGGCCGCCAUGCUGGUCACGCUCACUUUGCUCUCUCUCGUCCUUCUCUUGCUUCACAGUGAGAGACUCGCUCCCUCCUUUCUUCUUCUGCUUGUCGAAGCCGGAAUUAUUCUGCAUAUACACGGCCACGUCUGCAACCUCCGCUCUGCACCCAACAUGGACGACCUGUUCUCAGUGCCGUGGUACGCAGUCACGGCCUGGGGGCUCGCAGCCACUCAUGGCUUCUACGCCACGGGGCACCAGCCGGUCUUCCCAGCCAUUCACUGGAACGCGGCGUUCGUCGGCUUCCAGGAAGGACACGGCAACAAUAUAAUCCCCGCCAUCUUCGUGGCCGCCAACACCUUCUCAGCACAGAUUCUGUUCUCAGUUGGGUCCUCUCUGCUGCUCCUCUGGCCGUUCCUGUGCGAGGCGUCCACCAGCAGGAGAAAGAAGGCAAAGACCGAGCCGCGGGAAGGCAAGGCGGAGGAGGAUGAGGCGCCCAUGAUGGAGAUGAGGCUACGAGAAAAUCCAGACCGGUUCUCCGCAGCUCUGCUCCAGCUGGGGGCCAAGUGCCUCUUCGUCCACGGCGUGCAGCUGCUGUCAUGCGUCUGCGCAGCCAUGAUUCUCCGGCGCCACCUCAUGGUCUGGAAAGUGUUUGCACCAAAGUUCCUUUUUGAGGCUUUGGGGUUCAUGGUCAGCAGCGUGUUUCUUCUCCUGGGCAUUGCACUGAUUUUGAGGAUAGACUGUGCCGUCAGCAGCUGGUUCAAGACACUGAUCCUUCACCAUCCCAGGUAGCACCAGAGGGCAGAGAUGUUACGGAGAAGCCCCUCGGAAUUCACCUUGUGCCUAAAAUCCUUCUCUGUGACGACUCGGACACAUCUAACGGUGAAGACCCUCCAGCUAAACUGCAUGAACUACGACGCUCGAUCUCUGCAGUUGGGUUUAAUCAGACCAAACGUGAUAUACGGCUGCGCCUCGCAGAUGCCAGAUCCAUUAUUGAUAGAACUUGGACCCGUUCAAUAUAUUACAAGCUCUUCCAGACCUCAAAGCCAUCACUCGUCAAUGCUGGACAAAUCCUAAAAACGUUACUGCCGCCCGCCGAUGCAGAAAUCAAGGGAUGUGGAUUUCUCUGCCGCCAUUUAUCAACCUCAUGUGGUGUGUCACGUUAUCGCACGCAGACUGGGGUGAUAACAACAUAUAAAAGGCAAUUCCAACAGAACAAACUGCCAGCAACGCAGCAAACGGAGCAGAGACAUGAAAAAUGUAUAAUAAUUUUUCAGAUGUCGCAUAGGGCCUUAAUUUUUUUAUUUUAUGUGUCAGCGAAAACGUAUACUUUUUAUACAACAAAACAAUGUAACAGAAAAAACAAGAAAGUUCCCUCUAGAAUUCUGAAACGUCACUGCAGGAUGGGAAGCUGUAUCUGAAUCUCUUUCUAUACAUAACCCAUU